Messenger RNA from Aspergillus steynii IBT 23096, 1655 nucleotides. Its product is annotated as deubiquitination module subunit SGF73. Gene Ontology annotation, biological process: regulatory ncRNA-mediated heterochromatin formation; regulation of transcription by RNA polymerase II; RITS complex assembly. Bases 108 to 1292 code for a protein of 394 amino acids. Gene Ontology annotation, cellular component: SAGA complex. The transcript is spliced from 4 exons. The record is from RefSeq and is a predicted model, not a curated record. Lineage: Eukaryota; Fungi; Ascomycota; Eurotiomycetes; Eurotiales; Aspergillaceae.
UGAGCUUGCACUUGGAUUUUCCCUUUCGAGAUAACCCCUUUAGUUCUGGUCUUCCUGAUCCCCAGCGUGGCGACAGAAACCCCACUCCCGGGUCGGUUGUGGUAAUCAUGGCUACGAACGGUGACGCCAAAGCGCCGUCGGCGGGCACCUUGGUCGAUGCGUCGGGAUACAAGUUUUCGGAGAAAGAUGCGAAACCAAGCAAGAUCAAGGUGAAGAAGUCGGCGAAGUUGGGGAAGAAGAAGGCCGAUGACCCCCCGGCCUCCCCAGGCUCCUCACCCAUCUUACCGGAGAUCGACGAGAAAACCAUGGCCGCCUUCCCGACCGGCAAACCGCGCGAGGAAGAUCACCUGGAGACGGUCAUCUGCAAGACCUGUAAGAGGCCGGUCCUCAAGCAGGGUGCCGCCGAGCACAUUCGCGGAUGCAUCAAGGCCAAACAGGAGAAGGCCCGGCGCAAGAAGGAAGCGCGCGACGCCGCCAACAGGGCCAAGGAGAAGGGCGACAAGGACGGGGACGAGGAAGCCGCGGGCGGCGAGGGCGACGACUCCAUGAAGGGCCAGAAGAGCGCCAAGAAGAGCGCCGUCAAGGGCAUGGCAGAGGACGGCACCAAGAAGGGCAAGAAGCGCAAGACCGAGGCCGAGGACGAGAAAGACAAAGAGCCCAAGAAGAAGAAAAAGAAGGAGGAACCCAAGCCCAAGGCAGCCAAGCCCAAGGGCCCGGUUGAUGUCGAGAAGCAGUGCGGUGUCACCUUGCCGAAUGGUGCCCAGUGCGCUCGCUCCCUGACCUGCAAGAGUCACUCGAUGGGCGCGAAGCGUGGCGUCCCCGGUCGUUCGCUGCCGUAUGAUAUGCUGCUUCAGGCUUAUCAGAAGAAGAACCAAGCGCGCCAGCAGAAGGCUGCCAUUGAUGCCAAUGCCCCUCUGCAGGAUGAUCUGGAUAACAACGGCCCCGUGGACUCGGAUGAAGAGAAGGACGCUGUGAUGGCAGGCAUUACUCGCUCUCACCCCCUGCCGCUUGUCACUCAUACUUUGAUGUCGACCAAGCAGAAGUACAAGUACGUUCGGAUCAAAGAGAUGCUCUCGCAUGCCCUGGGCGGCUCUCGAGGAGGCGGUCUUUUCUCGAAUGGCGAAAACAACAACGCCUCCGUGACGGAUGGCAAUCCGUUUCAGCCCGUGGACGACAUCCUACCUUCAACAACGUCGCCUGUCUCUGCGGGUGCACCCGAAAAUUCCACCGACGCAGGUGGGACGACUCCCGCCACGGCUGCGAAGAAGUUGUCGGUGCCGACAAGCUCGUAAAGCUUACUUUAUUCCAUCUUAUUCUGGAAAGGGAGAUCUGUCUCGGCGAAGUGUCAGAUUGAGAACGACGUGACGACGGCGCUUUGCAUUUUUAUCUUCAAAUCGGUUUCUGCUGUGGCGUUAUUGUGGGAGCUUCUGCGAUCGGAGUCUGGAUCCGGUUUACUUGUGUUGAAAUGAUGAUACCCUCUUGAGUCUCUUGGGAUGUGGAUGGCUGUAAAUUAGUCGCUGUCUUUUUCUAUGUUGUCUGGUUUUAUUCUAUUGUACGUCUUCAUGGAGGGGUUCCACUCCUCGGAGUGAUACAUGACACCGGAUUUUGUACGUGAGAGCAUCCGAUAUUUGAAAUACCAUGUGUUUAUCUGUCUG